Messenger RNA from Camelina sativa (false flax), 778 nucleotides. Its product is annotated as mitochondrial pyruvate carrier 3-like. Gene Ontology annotation, cellular component: mitochondrial inner membrane. Gene Ontology annotation, biological process: pyruvate import into mitochondria. The record is from RefSeq and is a predicted model, not a curated record. NCBI's taxonomy places the organism in Eukaryota, Viridiplantae, Streptophyta, Magnoliopsida, Brassicales, Brassicaceae.
UAAUGGUUUAUUUGUUUGACUGGCAUUGUUACAUAGAGAAUAUUUCUUCAGAGAAACUUGAGCAAACUUACAGAGAAAAAAUCAGAUGGCAACUUCGAAGCUUCAAGCUCUAUGGAAUCAUCCUGCUGGACCUAAAACAAUUCAUUUUUGGGCGCCGACGUUCAAAUGGGGUAUAAGCAUUGCCAACAUUGCAGAUUUUCAGAAACCUCCAGAGACACUUUCAUACCCUCAACAAAUUGGUAUUGAUACUCUUGACAAAUCUCCUAAUAUAAAUGCUUCAUAUCGUUUUCAUUGUGUCGCCAUGUCUCAGUCUUUUUACAGUAUUUUUUGUUUGCUAUAUCUAUUGUUAUCAGUGAUCACAGGAACUGGACUUAUUUGGUCACGUUACAGUACUGUAAUCACUCCGAAAAACUGGAAUCUCUUUAGUGUUAGUCUUGGUAUGGCGGCUACAGGCAUAUACCAACUUACUCGUAAAAUAAAGCAUGAUUAUGCAUCUGAAGCAGAUCCUAUGUUGCAAAAGAAUGAUGAAGAGUAACCAUCUAUCUUGUGCAGAUUCAUUCCAAGAUAACCAAAUCUGUUUGGGGGUUAUAGAUUUGUUUAUUGCAUUUAGAAACUGAAAUGUUAGUGUGACAACUAUGGUUGUAAUACUAUUCCACAUUUCUCAACCUAAAUGGUAAAAUUUAGAGGAAUGCUUUAUCCCACUAACUUUGUUAAGUGUACAACCAUUUGCACACAAAGCAUAGUUGCUAAUUAGGUCCAUCUCGAAAAAUGUAUGCUU